Molecule: messenger RNA, 4214 nt
Organism: Chelmon rostratus (copperband butterflyfish)
Lineage: Eukaryota; Metazoa; Chordata; Actinopteri; Chaetodontiformes; Chaetodontidae
Gene: pou6f1
Product: POU class 6 homeobox 1
Exons: 11
Coding region: 333-2213 (626 amino acids)
Biological process (GO): regulation of transcription by RNA polymerase II
Molecular function (GO): DNA-binding transcription factor activity, RNA polymerase II-specific; RNA polymerase II cis-regulatory region sequence-specific DNA binding
Source: RefSeq, a predicted model, not a curated record
GCCAAUUUUGUGGCAAUUUUCUCCGACUUUGCGGCUCAAACGGGAUUUUAUGGGGCACGUCAAGGAUUUUUGAUGGUCUGAACUGUUGCAGAAAGGGCAUCGUCAUUAAAUAUUAAGAGAGAGGAGAUCCUAACAUUGCAGCCCUCCUUAUCAAUGCAAAUACCUCUUUUGUGUGCAGUCACAGCGCCUGUCUGGGAGCUGAGAUGAAUUUUUAAUUAUGUGUGACUGAAACUAACUGUGACAAGGACCUUUAUAAGAGCGAGGGAUUACAGAAAAUAAGCUGCAUUUAAGCGGAUGCCAGGAAGAGCGUGACUGUGGUGGUGCAGCGAGCCAUGAACUCCCAGGAUCUCCCUGCCAAAGAUGCCCCACUCACUGUCAACGAGCAGGUCAUUGUGAUGUCUGGCCAUGAGACUAUUCGUGUGCUGGAGGUCGAGGUCGAUGCGUCUCUGCCAUCGUCAGUGCCUGAUGGGAAGGGCGAAGGCAAAGCUGAGGAGGGGGUGACUCAGCCUGCAGAGCAACCUGAGGUUGGCAGCACGCAGGAAGGCCUCACUUUGCCCCAGAGCACUGGGGGAGUAGUGCUGGGCGAGCAGCAGGUGGUGUCUGUGGAGGCUCCUGCUCCUGCUGUCCAAACGCUGACUCCUGCUGUUCCCGUCAGUGUGUCCCUGCCGCAGCCCCAGGCCGCCAUGCCCAUCACUGUCCAAGGCUGUCCACAGGUGCUGACCCAGGAAAGUUUGGCCACUCUGAUGACCGGUAUGAUGGCCCAGACAGGAUCCCUGGGGCAGCCCGUGCUCAUCCCCCUCAGUAUGGCCGGCUCCAUCGGUGGCCAGGGUGGUCUGGCUGUCCUCACCUUGCCUACCACCAAUGUAGCCACUCUCCCUGCGUUUGCAGCAGCUAACGCGGCUGGAAACCUCCUCAAACUGCCCUUUGCUGGACUCCAAGCUGCGACAGUCCUGAACUCAGUCCAGCCCCAGCUGCACACAAAUGCACAGACGAUGUUCCAGCCUCACGCAGCGUCCAUACAGCCAGUGCAGGCUGCUGUGCAGCAGGUGACGUCUCAGCCAACACAGGUGACCAACGCACCGGUCUCCGCCGCUCAGAUGGCGGCGGCCCAGGCGACCUCGGCCACCACCACUGUUUCUCAGUCCAACAUAUCUGUAGCAGCUCUCCAGACUGCAGGACUCUCCAUCAAUCCUGCCAUCAUCAGUGCUGCUUCCUUGGGAGCUCAGCCCCAGUUUCUCAGUUCCCUCACCUCCACUCCCAUCAUCACCAGUGCCAUGUCCAACAUGGCUGGCAUCACCAGCCAGAUCAUCACAAAUGCCCAGGGACAGGUCAUAGGAACCCUCCCGCUGUUGGUUAACCCAGCCUCUCUGGCUGGAGGGGCUGCGACACCCACCCUCCCCCUGCAGGGUCUCCAGGUCCAGACCGUCACCCCACAGCUGCUUCUCAACACCCAGGGCCAGAUCAUUGCCACAGUAGGGAACGGACCUGCAGCUGUUGCAACUUCUGCUGCGGUUCUGCCCAAAGCCACAGCUCCUCCAACGCUCACCAAACCUAACACACAGGCUUUGGUUACAACUGCCACUCAGUCACCAGUUGUUAUCGCCCCGCAGCCGUCUGUACUGAAGACCGCCACCACGCUCUCUUCCACAGUACCCAUCACCUGUGGAGACAUAGCAAAAGUGGGCCAGCUUGUCAGCAAACCCCAGCAGGUAGUCAGCAGCGAGGAAGGCAUUAAUCUGGAGGAAAUUCGGGAGUUUGCCAAGAAUUUCAAGAUCCGUCGGCUGUCCUUGGGGCUUACUCAGACACAAGUGGGGCAGGCCCUAACUGCAACCGAGGGUCCGGCCUACAGCCAGUCUGCUAUUUGCAGGUUCGAAAAGCUGGAUAUCACCCCCAAGAGUGCUCAGAAGCUGAAACCGGUGUUGGAGAAGUGGCUGGCUGAGGCCGAGCACUGGAACCAGAAGGGCCAGCAGAAUCUGAUGGAGUUCGUUGGAGGUGAACCGUCAAAAAAACGCAAGCGACGCACUAGUUUCACACCGCAGGCAAUAGAAGUUCUUAACUCCUACUUUGAGAAGAAUGCGUUGCCCACGGGCCAAGAGAUUACAGAAAUUGCAAGAGAGCUAAACUAUGACCGAGAGGUUGUGCGCGUGUGGUUCUGCAACCGGCGACAGACGUUGAAAAACACAAGCAAAAUCAACGUCUUCCAGGUUCAGUAGCGGCAUCCUGGGAGGGUUCGCCACUGAUCUGUUGUCUCAAAUAAGUUUGAAGGAUUAUGAACUUUUUGAGGAAAUGAAGGAAAUGUAAUGCAAGUGUUAUGAAAGAGUACUAAAAAUGAGUAAUUGUAUUUUAAGGCUGUACAUGUGUACGCUACUUCUGUGUGGUGGGUACUAAGUCAAACUGCAUGGUCCUUUUAUCAUAUACAGUGAAAAUAAUACAGUGAUAAUAACAUGUAAUAUUUAAAAACGUUUGAACUUUUAUACAAGUGGUUUUAUAGGAUAUCCCUCUGAAUUAUACGAAGUGGCAGUGCAUUGAGUCACAUUGAUUUUAGUCACAUAAUUGUCACUUUGGCACAAUGGCUGACAUUACUCUGAUAUUUGAAUUACAUGCUUUUGCCAUCAUGGAUAGUAUUAAAAUUCCAGCUGCUUGUGUGUUUUAUAUUCAUGUAGUAUCUGUACUGCGUGAGCAGCUUUGAAAACAUAAAUAAGAUACUGACAGAUGCAAGAUGAUCCAAGACAAGAAGGCCUAUAACCUUAUUUUCAUCAGAGUCAGUUGUCUAAGAAACGUCAAAAAUUACUUGGGUUUUCUAUGGACUCCUGACUGCAACAACUUUUGGGACAAUCAUCGUUUUGAUAUUUCUUAUUGAUAAUCACAAAGAUGAGCUUAAAAUCAUUUCCUCUUGUAUGGUUUCAAAAUUUCAUUCUGCGGUGUGAAAUGUGUCGCACUGUUCGGUGUCCAUAGACGGUAAUUUCUGAUGUUCCAUGGACAACAGGUUCUCAUCAAAAUAAGCUGCAGCCUCAGUCACUGCCCGUGAUGCCACAACCAUAAACUUAUUUUUGUUUUUUUGUUUGUUUUUUUUGUAAAGUUUUGAUUUGUGAGUUACUGAUGGUGCAAAAACACAUACUGAAUGUCUGAGUGACGUGUGAAUUCUGUUUGUACACUUUCUGUUUAAUGUCCUUAUAAUACUCUGAGAGUAUUUUGUUUUUCCUCUUCAUUCACUGUUGUGACUGUUCCCUCAGUGGCAAUGCCUCUGCUGCAUUUCUCAUUUCAAGUAAGAGAGAGUAUAUUUGCAUAUAGGAUCUUAAUUGGCCUUUUAUGAAGUCAACUUUAAAAAGUCUCACGUUGCCAAGAAACAUUAGCGCCAGAUUUUUUUAGAUAGUUUUACUAAGCCUAAUAUCAAUCAAAUUGAUUUAUGGAGUUAAAAAAAAAAUGAAUUAACUGUUCGGUCAAGGACUGGGUUUUGUGGUUUAAUGUGUUAUGACUUUGAAUCUGAAUGAAUUAGAAGAUUGUUUGCAUGUGCAGUAUGAAGUUAUUUUCUGUAGGAACAAGACGGUUUUCUUUAUCUUUGCCAAUUCUCCAAGAAUUCUUUGCACUUUAGUAGAAGCAGGGAAAGUAAAAGGGUUGUGAAUGGUUUAUGUACAGUGCAAGGUUUCAGUGAUGUAUGUGAGAGAAUUUCAUUUCUGCAUUUUAAUGCUCUUGAACAGCAAGAGGCUUUGCUUUACAAAAUGUAGCAGUACUGGCAAAAUUGCAAUCAUCAACUUGACAAGCAACAUCAUUAAGAUUAAUGUACUUUUUAUGCAGAUGAAAUGUAUAAUACUGCAGAUUAAAUAGGAACUCGGAUAUGCAUUAAUCACAUUCUUUGAGUUUGUGAAUUAUAUGACGCAUUUUAUUGUUCACCUCAUAUUUGCCUUUUGAAUAACAGUAGGCCUAUAUUUCAGUGGACAUAGAGUAUACCUAACCAUAAAAGUUAAUAUUAUUGCAAAGUUCUUGCUUUAACACGUGUUUUACCUUCACAGUAUGUUCAGUAUGGGAAGACACGAUAUAAUAUUGUUUAAUAUACUAAGUUAUCAGUAGAGAAAAGAAGAGCUAAAUUAUAAUUACAAGAUAUUAGCUAUUAAUCAUUUUACUCUGCAAAGCACACAAAAAGUUCACAUCUUUGCAAGAUAAGGGAAAAACAAAAGUUGGAUGCUCUUUGUCACUUUCUGUCAGAUGAAUCAAAU